CGGUUGCUCUUUCCCAGCAUCCUUGCGCUCAGGUUCCUCAGGCGCUGCUGCCCCCCUCUGUCUUUACAGCACCCGACGCAGGGCGGGACCGGACUGGACGCCUGCCGGACCCCGUGUCACGGUCUGCCGACGCUGCCUCCGCAGUGGCGCUGCGUUUUACAUAAUCCGAUUGCACUCUUUCUUUUCACCCGCGACGGUGAACAGACCCCGCAUUCAUCUUCCACGACGCUCCUUACUUCCUAGUCCUAGCACUUGUGGAAUAUGGACUCAGUAUCCUCGAUCUUUGGCGGUGGGGACGCGACCGAUACGUCGACCACGGCCGCGCAGACGACCACUCGCGAGGCUACAACUACUCGCGAGGAAACGACUGCGACAACUCCGACGACAACGUCCACCACUAGCACCUCCACCACCCCCACCACCACCUCCACGACUCCUACCACCACAUCAACCACCUCCUCGACUACUUCCUCUUCCUCUACCACAACCUCAACAAGUACUACACCUACGAGUACUUCCUCAAGUACGACUUCGACCUCUUCUACGUCCUCGACCCAGGAGACUACGAGCAGUACUUCCCAGACGUCGACUUCUUCCACGACAAGCCUUGCUGUUACAACAAAUACAGAUGGGGGACAGGUCACCAGUACUGUCGUCGUGGGUGUGAGUCCGUCGGUCACGAGCAGCGCCCCCAGCAGUACCUCCAGCAGCGACAGCUCGAACGGGGACACAGGCUUUUGGAACAACAAGGGCGCAGUUGCCGGCACCUUCACCGCAGUCGCUGUGGUCGGUGCUGUCAUCGUUGUUUACCUCCUCACCGCCUUCCUUCGCCGACGCCGCGCUAAGAAGUUCGACAAGGAGGUCGAAAAGGCCGCCGCUGAGGCCGCUAUGGCCACCGCCCCGCGCUUCGAUGACGAUGACAACGAUUACCCUGCGUCGUCCUCCUAUCCGCCUUCGAACCCGUAUUCGGACCACUCGCACGGAACAUAUAACCAGCCGCCAAUGCCCACGGAGACCUACAACAUGCAGGACUUCAACAACUACUAUUCAAAUGGAUACGACAACCCGUACGCUGCCGCCGGUGUCGCUGGCGCGGGUGCUGCGGGCAUGGCUGCUGCUGGGAACAGGCAAUCCUCGUACAACGCUGGCGCUGCUGGAGGGUACGAUUAUGGUAGCACUGAGGGCGGGGCUCAAUACGCCCAGCCCCAGGCGCAGCCAUAUGCAGCGUACGCGGGGCCGGACUAUUAUCAGAAUCAGCCCGGCAGCGCUUCCGCCUAUGCCGGCGGCUUCGACCAGCAACAACAGCCUGGUGGCUACGACCAGGCUUACGCGUAUGGCGAGCCGUCGCACUCGCCGACGUAUGAGGCAUACGGAGAUGCUGGACCCGCUCCUGCCCCUACGGCGCCCUCUGCUUCGUCUCACUCUGCGGGUGCCACGACCGCUGCCGCCGGUGCUGGUGCCGCUGCCGCGCCGCUCAUGCGCGCCAAGUCGGGUGCACGGAGCCUCUUGGAUAUGGACUCUGGCGGGGCGCAGGAUAUGCGUCCGAACAACGGCGAGAGCUACGCUGCUCACUACCAGCCGGGAGCCGGUGACCGCACUUCGCGCGCGGGCGACAACGAGCUGCCGAACCCCUUCUCAUCGAAGGUCCAAUACGUCGAUGACGAUGACGAAAGCGACGACGACGACGACCAGCCGCAGCCAAAGGUGCUCAAGGUCGCGAAUCAAUAAAGCCCUGAAGUCAAACAGUAUAAUCGCUUGUGAGGUCGUGUUCCCGGUGAUCACGCUCGUACCCUUCGUGCACCCCCUGUACCAUCCGUGAUCGCAUGCACCGUUACCUCUUGUGCUCACCGUGAUUACCUGUCAUACCUGUCAUCUCACACCUCCCUUCCGGACAAAGGGCGAACUGCCGGCGAGUCACCUUUCCGGUGGAUUUGGCCCAAACGCAUCUUGACUAGAGGACCGGACGAACCAUCUACAAGCGCUGUCUGCACGACAGCCUGUUCGGUCACCUACGUUCCCUUUUUCUUUAUUUCUUACAUAUUGGACAUUGCACGCAUGCGAUGCUUGUUCUUACAGCGGUUUGCGUUACUUUGCGGAAUCCGCGCGAAUUCUGCGUGCGUGUCAUGUUUGGCCGCAGCCUCGCGGCACCUGCCGAUUAGCCCUCAGAAAGUCGCCCCUCGUUCGAUACCAUAU
This is a messenger RNA of Schizophyllum commune H4-8, 2193 nucleotides long. RefSeq lists its product as uncharacterized. The transcript is spliced from 5 exons. The record is from RefSeq and is a predicted model, not a curated record. The coding region runs from base 262 to 1728 and encodes 488 amino acids. NCBI's taxonomy places the organism in Eukaryota, Fungi, Basidiomycota, Agaricomycetes, Agaricales, Schizophyllaceae.